This is a messenger RNA of Papilio machaon (common yellow swallowtail), 2120 nucleotides long. Its product is annotated as heparan-alpha-glucosaminide N-acetyltransferase. The transcript has 10 exons. Bases 133 to 1854 code for a protein of 573 amino acids. NCBI's taxonomy places the organism in Eukaryota, Metazoa, Arthropoda, Insecta, Lepidoptera, Papilionidae. The record is from RefSeq and is a predicted model, not a curated record.
UGAUAGUUGUUUUCGCAUUCGCAAAUUUUCGCUUUCCGCCAUACGACGUUAUUGUAAUUGCAUUUGCAAUCAAUUGCAUUGUUAAAAAUUGUACAAAAAGUGUUUGCGUAACUGAUGUAGGGAAAUUUAAACAUGGGCAUUAGCUACUUCGAGAAUGUUGGAUAUUUCUUAAGAAAUUGCAAUGGCAAAACUUUGCGUUACGACCAAGCAUGCCUGCAAAUUGUAACAAAUGAACAAAUAUCCUUCUGGAGCCAAUAUGAGGAAUGCGAGGAUUGUAUCCUGCUGAAGACAGCGGAUUUUAAUCAAACUGGAGAUGUCGUGAUAGAAACUUUUAGUCCUCUGCGUUAUUUAGUCCAAAAUGAACAAGGUCGCAGUUGCAAUGGAACAUAUGCGUUUGGUGAGUUUGGGCAGUACUCGCUGAACUUAACAAAUGGCUGGCCGGAGGAGUGCCAGCCACGUAUGACAGCGGAGCCCGACGCCGCCUUCCUUCCGAUACUCACAGCAAUAGUGGUGCUACUGUCUAUGGCCACACUAUGGUAUAUUGUCAAAGGAAUUGGAAAGAGGGUGGUCGCUGGAAGGUUUUAUGCAAGAUAUUUUGCAAGAGAGGAUAAUGAGCUUGGAUCGGAAACACGUGUUUUAACAACAGAGGCCAGCGUCCCUCGAUCUCCUACACGUUCUCGGCUGCGCUCUCUUGAUAUCUUCAGAGGGUUCUCCAUUGCUCUUAUGAUUUUCGUGAACGCUGGUGGCGGUGGUUACGGCAUCUUCAAGCAUUCUGUAUGGAAUGGUCUUACAGUUGCCGAUGUAGUAUUCCCAUGGUUUGCGUUUGCGAUGGGCGAAGCCCUAGUGCUGUCGCUGCAUGCCAGACUUAGGACUUUGUUACCGAGAUUGUCGGCAUUUGGUCAGGUGGCGCGUCGCUCGUUAUUCCUGUCAUUGAUUGGCAUCUGCCUGAGCUCGGUGGACGUGUCUUGGAGUGAUGUGAGACUGCCCGGAGUACUGCAGCGUCUCGCAGCAAUGUAUCUGAUAGUGGGAGCUCUGGAGUGCGCUUUUAUGAGGACAAGUCAGGAUAUGACACCAGGUCGUUCCCUCUUCAGGGAUAUCACAGCUGGAUGGCAACAAUGGCUGGCAACACUACUUCUAGUUGCUAUACAAAUAUGUAUAACUCUAACCGUGGCUGCACCGGGUUGUCCCCGCGGUUACACCGGUCCGGGAGGACUGCACCGUACUGCAUCUGGAGAUUUUACUUUACAAAACUGUACUGGAGGCAUCGCUGGAUAUAUUGACAGGUUGAUCCUUGGCUCAUCACAUCUGUACAAGGGUGGUAGAUACCGCGACGUGUACCAUACAAAGUUGCCCUACGACCCGGAGGGCGUGCUGGGCGUGCUGUCCGGCGUGCUGGUCGUGCAGGCGGGCGCGCACGCCACGCGCAUCAUGCUGGCUUACAACCAUGCCAGAGCUCGUAUAAUGCGCUGGGUGUUCUGGUCGAUUGUCUUCGGAGUGUCAGGUGGGGCAUUGUGCAUGUUCACAAAGGACGGGGGACCCAUACCAGUCAACAAGCCGCUGUGGUCGGUGUCAUAUUGUUUGGUGACAUCAUCUAUGGCAUACUUCAUACAAGCAGCGCUAUACUUCCUCGUGGAUUUGAAGAAUAAAUGGGGAGGAAGACCGUUGUAUUAUGCUGGUCAAAACGCAUUAUUCCUUUACAUCGGUAGUGAGUUACUAAAACGUAAUUUCCCUCUGCAUUGGCACAUUGCUGCGCCCACACAUUCACAAUUGCUAGCAACGCACGCCGCCGCCAUGUUGAUGUGGCUGGCGGUCGGAGUCGCAUUGUAUAAGAAACGCAUCUUUAUCACAUUGUAAUAAGGUUGAAAUUACAAUAUCUUCUAUAUUUUCAUACUUAUAUGAGAAUAUGAACCUUAAUACGUUGUCUUAGUUGUUUUUGCUCUGUAUUUACCGUAAGAAAGUGAGUUAUUUAGCCUUUUAUAACAGUAGUAUGGGAAUAUAAAUCUUAAUGUAAAGUGAUAAAGACGUUAUUGGUGUAACACGUUUUCGAUCUUUUAUUGUGGUAACAAAGGAAUAUGUACUUUAAAGCAUUGUAUUAUAGUUGUUAUUUGUCUUUUAACUGA